AUGAGCUGCAAUAAGGAGGGGGCAGUUGAAGAAAUAAGUUUAGACCCUGAGGAUGGGGAAGCUACUAACACCUGUUUGGAUGGCCCCUGCUCACUGCAGGACCUCAACUUGGACCCCGAUAUGGGAUCUUUACAGAGACAAAUAAGUGAGAAUGAGGCCAAGACUGAGGACAACUCUGAGUUUGACUCAGGGUCCAAGCUACAGGCACCAGAAUUGGAGAUGGUGGGCCUCCAGGAUCACGGAGAGCAGCCUGUCUCCUCAGCCAGAGACGAAGGGGAUCUUAUGGACUGCUUGCCUCCUGACAGUGACAAGGUUGAGGAUAAGGUGCAACAGCCAACCGACCAAAUGAGCCAGGAUGUUAGAAGCCACUCAUCCCCAAAAAGCUGUGCCAUCCAACAGUCUACUACUUGGGCAGAUACAGUGGCAGACUGCAGCAGAAGAAACAGGCUGGGCAAGAGGUUGGGAGAUGUAAAGCGGGCUUCUGUGGCCCCAGCCCACCACUGUGGGCCCAAAGGAGGCAGGGCCUGCAGGACAAAAAAGAAAAAGAAAGUCACCAAGAGUAAGAAAACAAUCCCUGAGGAUAUCCAAGACCCAGCGUCUGACCCCGACUCAUCAUCAGAUGAAUAUAAUGAGAUGCAAGUGAUGAGGGUGACCAUUUGCUUCAAGAAUGGAGGACAUAUCAUAACUGGCAAUGCUAUGGCUCCUGAAGACAAAACCAAAAAAAGAAAUGUCCAGCUCAGGGGCAAUUUUCAUCAUAUGACUGGUUCUCUGCGUAUGUCUGCUCCCAAGGGCCAUAUCUUGGGCAUAGGAAAGCUAGGGGCCUCUUGUUCUAACAGAAAAGCAUCUGUGUUCAGAGGCAAGGAACAGCUUAGGCCUCGUUACCCAGGAGCUGCUGCGGGUGAGCUGAGGAAGGCCAGUCCUAAAAAGAAAUCAGCCCAGGAGAAGACACCCGUACAAGAUAUCCCAAGAGCCACUGGGCGAAGACCUGUCCCACUGUGGGGGCAGAGACCCACGGCAGCUCCUGUGGAAGUACCCACCUUUCCUCCAAUAAACAGCGUCCCUACACUUGAGAGUUCUAAGAAGCAGGCCACAACACCCCUAGAGGCCACCGAAUCUACACAUGGUACAUCCAGAAAGAGAGCAGUAGCAAAGAAUACAAGGGAAACCCUGCCAGUGGCCAGAGGAGACAGGGGCCUUGUGUGUAAAGACACCAUGAAGAAUUCGACAGUGAUGACCCCAACAUCAGAGUCCUCCAAGGUUAAGGAAAUUGGCCAUGCCCAAGUUCCACCACCCAGGGCAGAGCAGCAGCCUUCCGUGUGCAUGUAUCGUGGAGAAAUGAGCAGUGGAGACUCCAACACCAGAGCCCCUCAAGUUCCAGCAGAUUCCCAGCUUGUGGCCCCGAGCCAGGGAGGCUCCAGCUCCAGCCCCAGCCCCAGAGCAUCUGCACCCUAUGGUGACCAAGAUCCACCUGUGGUUCCCCCACUCCCUGUUGGGGAAAAGCAUCAUCAAGCACCAGGGAUACUGGGAUGUCAACAGCGGUCAUUCGGGCCCUCAGCAAAAGGUUCCAGAAUCUUUGAAGCGAAAGUUCUGCUAUCCACAGUCCUUUCCACGGAAACCUGGGCCUGGCCUGACUAUUCUGCCUGA
Molecule: messenger RNA, 1644 nt
Organism: Mus caroli (Ryukyu mouse)
Lineage: Eukaryota; Metazoa; Chordata; Mammalia; Rodentia; Muridae
Source: RefSeq, a predicted model, not a curated record